GCAGCCCCCAGGUGCCACCCUGACUGUAUUCUUGGGAGGCCUGGAGCUAUAGGUGCCUACCGGAGCCCCUCUGGAUUUUUGAUCCACCGAAACUGAAAAACCCUAUCGGAGGUUAUGUGUCUCUGAUCCAGGAGAAGGGACCGUGGUGAAGAUGUCGGCCCUCAACUGGAAGCCCUUUGUGUAUGGAGGGCUGGCCUCCAUUACAGCGGAAUGCGGUACUUUUCCAAUUGACUUAACGAAGACACGGCUCCAGAUUCAAGGCCAGACAAAUGAUGCAAACUUUAAAGAAAUCAGGUAUCGAGGAAUGUUGCAUGCGUUAGUGCAGAUAGGCAGAGAAGAAGGGCUGAAAGCUCUGUACUCAGGGAUUGCCCCUGCGAUGUUACGCCAGGCUUCCUAUGGCACUAUCAAGAUAGGCAUUUACCAGAGCUUGAAGCGGCUGUUUGUUGAACACCCAGAAGAUGAAACUCUACUGAUAAAUGUGGUGUGUGGAAUUCUCUCUGGAGUCGUAUCCUCAACCAUUGCUAAUCCAACUGAUGUUUUGAAAAUACGGAUGCAAGCACAAAGCAGCACCUUUCAAGGUGGAAUGAUAGGCAACUUCAUUAACAUUUACCAGCAAGAGGGAGCAAGGGGACUGUGGAAGGGCGUGUCCCUUACGGCCCAGAGGGCUGCCAUCGUUGUCGGCGUGGAGCUUCCGGUCUAUGACCUCACCAAGAAGCAUCUGAUUCUCUCGGGCCUAAUGGGAGACACUGUGUAUACCCACUUGCUCUCAAGCUUCACCUGUGGUCUGGCUGGGGCGCUGGCCUCCAACCCCGUCGACGUUGUGAGGACACGGAUGAUGAAUCAGAGAGUCCUUUGGGACGGCAGGUGUUCUGGCUACACAGGUACCCUGGACUGCUUGUUACAGACAUGGAAGAAUGAAGGGUUUUUUGCUCUCUAUAAAGGAUUUUGGCCAAAUUGGUUGAGACUUGGUCCUUGGAAUAUCAUUUUCUUUGUGACAUAUGAGCAGUUGAAGAAAUUGGAUUUGUGACAAGUCAAGGCUGCCUGAGACAGCGCUCUGCAAACGCUCCCUUUCCGAAACAAUAAAGCUUCCUGCGUGUCACGCUGCUUCUCACUGCUUGGUUCAUCACAGAUUCUGAAGCGUGAGCAACAGAUGAAGAUGGGGUUAGUUCUGGUUGCUGUGUGUGGGCAGCUGUGCCUCAGAUGUUUCAUGCUAGAAACGAACAUCCGAACACUAGUCCUUACCAUGCAAGUGCCCUUUGACUCCACGACCGCAUGUGGAACGCAUGUUUCUUGCUAAAGAAAACUUGCGAGAAGAUCAGGAACUGUGUGUCAUUUUCUUCAGGGGAGAGGAGCCCCUGUUGUGUCUCAGCUUACAGCUGAGAAUGCCACACUGCUCUGGAGAAGCUUAUAGGAGCCAUGGAUUGGAGCCUCCAAGAGGGUGUUAUUGUUCCUGAACUUGUGGGGACUGUCACUUCUUGUCAGCUGAAGAAAUUUCA
Molecule: messenger RNA, 1496 nt
Organism: Odobenus rosmarus divergens (Pacific walrus)
Lineage: Eukaryota; Metazoa; Chordata; Mammalia; Carnivora; Odobenidae
Gene: SLC25A30
Product: kidney mitochondrial carrier protein 1-like
Exons: 10
Coding region: 152-1027 (291 amino acids)
Biological process (GO): mitochondrial transport
Cellular component (GO): mitochondrial membrane
Source: RefSeq, a predicted model, not a curated record